Messenger RNA from Fomitiporia mediterranea MF3/22, 1605 nucleotides. RefSeq lists its product as uncharacterized. The transcript has 2 exons. Lineage: Eukaryota; Fungi; Basidiomycota; Agaricomycetes; Hymenochaetales; Hymenochaetaceae. Bases 179 to 370 code for a protein of 63 amino acids. The record is from RefSeq and is a predicted model, not a curated record.
ACGUGUUGAUAUAGAGUAUAGAAGACAGGAGCGGCGUGAAUAAAGAGAGAGAAUGCGAGACGAGUUAAGGAAAAAAGAACGUAAGAGAGGAAUUUGCUCCGAGCAAGCUAGGUGAGAGGGUGAGCGUAAGAAAGAGGGUGACAGAGAAGUUGGGGUGGUAGAAGCAUUCUGGAUCGUAAUGAAUGUAUUGCGGCCAAGCGAAGAGAGCGUUCUCCAUUUUGAGUACCGACUCGAUCGCGAGACACGAAACACGACUGCGAAUCCGGAGGCAAAUCAUAUCUCGUACAAUAUGCUUCCGUUGGAUUCUGCAGCAUCCCGCAAGUUCCUGGCGGCGCAUUUGAACCAAUUAGGACAUAGGCUCAAACAUUAGAUAUGUGCCAGGUGGAGCGACAGAUGCUACAACCGCGGUGUGAACAUCAACAGUGCAACGGACGUACUGGUCUGUUCCUUAGCUGCUCGUCGUCACUUCCGAAACCCCGCGUCCUCCUAGCCACGGUUCCUUCCACUUCUCUUUUUCCUUUCUCCAUUCACUCCAUGGCGACAGAUACACCUUCCAUACGGGACGUAUGUCAAGUACGAUUACGACCAACGCGCGAGCCCAUCGAUCGGUGAAGCGCAAUGUAUGAGGUGGGGUGCCUGGUAUUUCUGCCGCAAUUCGAAAAUCCGUGUUGCUUGCCUUGGAGAAUCUCUUGCUUGGAAUGUUUCUGCAUCUUCAGAGGCCUGUAGCUUCUUGUACGAGGACUCGUUGACGUCAAGGCGCAUGCGUAACUCGCGUUCGACCGUGCACGAUAACUCUGGCUUUCUUAACGAAGUAUCUUGUGUAUUCUUCACCACAUUGCAUCUGUUCUUGCUCUUAUAGUCUUUCAGCCGGGUUCUCAGAGCUCCUCUCGUUCUCUUCCAAUCUUCGGAAACCCGUUCAAGAGCACCCAGAGGAACUGUGUCCAGCGCAGAGGAAUUGGCAGAAAUGUCACCUGCUGAAUAUCAUUUCUAGGAAACCAUGAUGUUGCUCAACUCAGCCGUUCUGUGCAUUUCAUACACUUCAAAAAGCAAAGCAAAAGCGACCUCUCCAAGGUGGACUGCAUCAAAGUCGACGUCUCAAGAAACAAGGAGAUAGCCUGUUUCCCAAGAAACCUUCAAACAACCAAGUUGUCAAGAGAUUGGAGAUUGAAAAUGCAUACACAAGUUCAAGUUUGAAACUGGUAACAAGAUCAAUAUUUCAGAAACAAGGAGAAGGUAAAUGGAACUACAGUACCGGAAGGACCACAGUGUCCAACGACAGUCUCGACGUUGAGAUCCAUCGCCAAAUUCUCGAAUCCCCUCCGGAUGAAAGCUCCUCCAAGACGCGCAAGUAACAACAAGAACAUCAUAUAAUGCUUCUUGAAGAGAAACGGCACGAGUAAUGGAUUUCGCGCUUGCCAAUAAAUGGACUGGAGACUCUGUAUUGUGCAGUUCGACCUAUUCAUCAUAUCUCCGAUAAACCCAAAUCAAACCACGAGGCAAAUCCAUCCAAGUUUCUCGGAUAUUUCAUCAGCUUGCAAACAGGCUCGUAUGCCACCUACGUGGCCAGAAAACAAAUGUUGCGAGCAAGACACAUUUCAAUGCAAC